Musa acuminata AAA Group (dessert banana) is the source of this 1849-nucleotide messenger RNA. Its product is annotated as TOM1-like protein 5. The transcript has 10 exons. Gene Ontology annotation, biological process: protein transport to vacuole involved in ubiquitin-dependent protein catabolic process via the multivesicular body sorting pathway. Gene Ontology annotation, molecular function: phosphatidylinositol binding; ubiquitin binding. Lineage: Eukaryota; Viridiplantae; Streptophyta; Magnoliopsida; Zingiberales; Musaceae. The record is from RefSeq and is a predicted model, not a curated record. The coding region runs from base 263 to 1492 and encodes 409 amino acids.
AGUGCUCCGCCUGGUGUUCUUCGGUGGCGGUGUCGCCUCCGCGUCGCUCUCGUCCGAUUCGAUUGAUGCUACGUCUCGAGAAGAUGGUCUAAUUUUUGGUCAAUUGGCUCCUUGGGUAAGUGAACCCCCUCGUUACCGGGAAUCGAAGACGCAAGGGUGCGAAGGAGGGAGAAGCAGCGAUUUUGAGGAAUCGGAAGCAGUUAUUGUGGCUCGGUAUCUGCCCUCUUUGCUUUUCGACGUUGCUCCUGGAACCACGUUACCGAUGGCGACCGAGAUGGUCAGUUUGGCAACAAGCGAGAAGCUAAAGGAGAUGGACUGGAUGAAAAACAUCGAGAUUUGUGAACUUGUUUCACGUGAUCCGGGGCAAGCAAAAGAUGUUAUCAGAACAAUUAAAAAGCGCUUGAAGAACAAAAAUGCUAAUACUCAGCUUUUCACUGUCAUGUUGUUAGAAAUGCUAAUGAAUAACUGCGGAGAACACAUUCAUAGACAAGUCAUUGAUAACGGGCUUCUGCUGAUUCUAGUGAAGAUAGUGAAGAAAAAGACUGAUUUGCCAGUUCGAGAAAGAAUAUUUCUUCUUUUGGAUGCUACACAGACAGCCCUUGGUGGGGCUUCUGGGAAAUUCCCUCAGUACUAUAAUGCAUACUAUGACCUGGUGUCUGCUGGGGUACAGUUUCCACAGCACCCUCAUGUUACCCCACCAACAGUACCUGCUUCAAAGACACAAGCAAAACCAUUGUCUGCUCAAGAAUCUCUCUUUCAAAGAUGUGAAAAUGGGGAAAGACAAGCAACUGCUCAGCUCAUACCUGACUCUAGUAUAAUACAUAAAGCAUCUAGUGUCUUGGAAGUUUUAAGGGAUGUUCUGAAUGCUUUGGAUCCUAAGCGACCUGAGGGAGCAACUGAUGAGUUUGUAUUAGAUCUUGUGGAACAAUGCUCAUUUCAGAAGCAGCGAGUCAUGCACCUCGUAAUAACCUCCCGGGAUGAGAAAGUGAUCACUCAAGCCAUUGAAUUGAACGAACAGCUAGAGAAGGUGCUCACCCACCAUGAUUCUCUACUUUCAGUUCAUGCUACUCCAACUUCUUGUAUUGAUGAACAAGCUGAAGAGGAAGAGGAUGCAGAAUGUCUUUAUCGAAGAAUAUGCAAAGGAAAAGCUUGUGCUGAAGAUCAGUCAGAGGGUUCGAUAAGUUCUUUUAGAUCAAUUCCAGAGGAAAAGAUGCGGAGGCCACUUAUAAGGCCACUCUGCAUAAAUUCAUCUGAUUCAGAUUGUAAACCAUUGGAUCCUGAGAGUAAGCAGUCUUCGCUUGUGUCAUUGCCACCUCCACCAGCCAGGCACACGGAGAGAGAAAAAUUCUUCAAGGAAAAGAGUAGGGAUGGCUCCGGCAUUGCAGGUCAUAUGAGGGGCCUAUCACUGGACAGCCGUAACGGUAGUAGCUCCCGAAGUGGCAGCACUGAUUGUAGCGAAAGAGAUGUAUUUGGUUUUCGAGACUCAUAUUAACAGCAGGAGGAUCUGCAUAAAUAUGGCAUCUGCUUCACUGUGCUAAUACAGAGAUUUGGAAUUUCUGUUUUCCUUUUCAUGAUUACCCCCCUUGGAGGUUCGAGGUGUUGACUAUUUGUCCUGGCUGACACAUUUGUUGCAGUGUCUCCAUUGUCUCUGGUUUGAACUAGUUGGAAUUGGUAGUGGUGUUAUGAAGAGGGGAAGAACAGAGUGGUUAUUGGUUGUGUUAACCAAUGCACGCUAGGGCCUUUUUCUGAGCUUGCUGCAUCACUGUUUUGUAUUCCAUGUAACAUGAACUCAAACCUUCAUGGUGUCAUAUAGAAUAAUAAUAGGAUGGCAGGUUGAUUUGCUGGUGAA